AUGAACUACACUUUACCUUACGUUUGCUUAUCAAAUAUUUUCCAACACUUGGAAAAGGAUCAAAAAUCUUUGCAUUCCUGUGUAUUUGUCAACAAACAAUGGUGUAUGUCAGCAAUACCAGAAUUAUGGAGAAACCCUUUUGAGAGUCCCGAUCAACAACAGAUAGCUUUAAUAGAUACAUACAUCGCAUGUUUGCCGCAUGCGAUCCAACAGAGGUUACGGAUUUCUACAACCUUAACGAAACCCGUCACUUUCAAUUAUCCCGCUUACAUAAGGAACAUACCGGUCAACCUAAUAUUUUUAACCGUCUUGGAAUGGUGUGAGUCCAAGAUUGAAGCCGAAACUCCAUGUGAGAGGAUGAAGAAAGAAUUGAGUAAAGCUUUGUGUAGAAAUUUCUUGAGUCAAGCCGCGUACAUUGACUGCCUAGACAUUACUUCAGCGAAUGAUCUGAAUAUCUUUCGACUUUAUGGGGCAUCCUCAAAGUUACCACAAAUUCAUAACCUAAAGGUGAAUAAUGAAUAUUAUUCGGACCAAUUCAAAACCAUCUCAAGACUUUGUCAGAAUAUUCAAUCUUUAAUCAUAUGUCAAACGGAGCAUAUCAAAAUGGGGAAUUACACAGAUUUGGUGAAGAUUGUGCAAGCUCAACAAAAUUUACAGAACCUUUCCAUAGAAUCUCAAAAUAUUGAGGGAUUUAAAAUCGUUUGGAAUGGACUCAUCACCUCCCCACAUGCAAGGAAAUCCUUGAUCAGUUUGACCAUCGAACAUAUUUAUUUUGAUCCGAACUUUUAUACAAAGUUCCUUCAACAAUUGACGACAUUUGAGAAUUUAGAGAGGAUCGUAAUCAAAAAGUGGUUCAUCGAUCAAUUGAAUCAGGAUGAAAUCCAAGCUCCAUUCCGAGAGUUUAAAAAAUUAAAUACCAUAAUAGUUAAACAGUACGAUUUACCUUUAGAAAUUCUUGAACCCGUCUUUCAAUAUUCGAGCACGACCCUUCACACUUUACAGCUUAAAAGAUUACAAAAUUAUAACCUUGAGAGGGUAAUAGAAUUAUUAUCAACUUAUUGUCAUAACCUCAAGAAAUUCAUUGCACCAGUGACGAUUAAUCAAAGCCUUACAAUCGAAGAGUUAUUUAAAGGAUGUCAACAAUUAGAAUAUUUGCAUAUUUAUCACCCAAGUUUCGAUUUUAAAAAAGUACAACCCUUAAAUUGUUCUCAAUACAAUGUUUAUAAUGCUAUGGAUGUUGACGAAUACCUAUUGAAAUUGAAACAUAUUUUUCCCGACAGUUUGAGAACAUUUAAGGUUUAUUUCAUUUGGUUUUUCAGUCCUAGCGUACUAGAAAAAUUCCUUGAUGGUCUAAUGGUUGGGAAGGAUAAUGGGAUCUUGGAAUUUUGUUUCAGUCGGGGUUUGUCGGAAGAACAUUUGGAAGUGGUUAAAAAAUACCCUAAAAAUAAUGUUAAACUUAUAUAA
Funneliformis geosporum is the source of this 1464-nucleotide messenger RNA. The record is from the annotation of a GenBank genome assembly. NCBI's taxonomy places the organism in Eukaryota, Fungi, Glomeromycota, Glomeromycetes, Glomerales, Glomeraceae.